GCCUGCAGAGUGCGUGGGCGCUGAAGCCGGGACGUGCUGACGUGUCACCCGGAAGUGGGGCUGGCGCAGGGCCGCCAUGUUGCAGCAGGACAGUAAUGAUGACACUGAAGAUGUUUCACUGUUUGAUGCAGAGGAGGAGACAACAAACCGAUCCAAAAAAUCCAAAAUCAGACACCCAGUGGCAUCAUUUUUCCAUUUAUUCUUUCGAGUCAGUGCGAUUGUGGUUUAUCUGCUCUGUGAAUUGUUCAGCACCAGCUUUAUUGCCUGUAUGGUGACGAUUAUUUUAUUAUUGUCAUGUGACUUCUGGGCAGUGAAGAAUGUCACCGGCAGACUGAUGGUUGGCCUGCGCUGGUGGAACCAUGUCGAUGAAGAUGGAAAGAGCCAUUGGGUAUUCGAGGCUAGAAAGGCCUCCUCUCCAGAGAGCAAAACUGUUUCAGAAGCUGAAUCCAGAAUUUUUUGGUUAGGACUCAUUACGUGCCCUGUGCUGUGGGUGAUAUUUGCUUUCAGUGCUCUCUUCUCCUUCAGAAUCAAAUGGCUGGCAGUGGUUAUCAUGGGUGUGGUGCUACAAGGUGCCAACCUGUAUGGCUACAUCAGGUGUAAAGUAGGCAACAAAAAGAAUUUAACCAGUAUGGCUACCUCUUAUCUUGGAAAGCAGUUUUUAAGACAAAACCUGGAAGAGGAGCAAACUUCCUAAAGAAGAGAAGCUUAGUUGCCUUGUUACUGGGGAACAACGGAAAUGAUUCUUGGCUCAUGGAACCUUUUAGAGCUUCGUACCUGUAGCAAAGAGUAGUUUUGGGUUUGCUUUUUCACAUAUGAUUUUUAUUUAAAACAAAAAACAGUAGCAUUCCUGGUAAGUUUUUCUUUCCUCUGUAGAAGUUGAGGAUUGUACCACAAGAAACGUGUCAGCAUCUACUUCCUGGUGUGCUUGUGCACACACACGUGGUCUUAUGAUGUCCACACUUCCCAUAUGAAUGUGAGUGUUGGUGCGAUAGGCACGUGGACUGGAGACUUUUGCGUUUUGAUUCAUAUUUGUAGAAGGACGUUCUUAGUCUAAAAGCUCUCUGAGUAUUAUUUCUCUUGAGCUUAAGAAGAAAGAAACACUUGCAUGGAAAAUAAUCACUUUAGUGUGACUGUAUGUUAGAAAUCGUUCUCAUCCUAAAUGUACAUGAGAAAGUAAAAGUCAAAUUUGGGCCAGUUGUGUUGACUAGAGCUCCUAAAAUUCUACUUUUAUUUGUAAUAUGUCCUGAAGGCCCAGUUCAUAUCAUUGGAAUUGUCAGAGCUGUAUUUACAGGAAAUGGGAGGGAUUGGUGGAAGGCUAGCCACAUUUUCCGUAGGAAUGUUUUAGAAGCUCUUCAGUGGUACUUGGCUAAAUUAAA
This is a messenger RNA of Echinops telfairi (small Madagascar hedgehog), 1376 nucleotides long. RefSeq names its product trans-golgi network vesicle protein 23 homolog B. Gene Ontology annotation, cellular component: Golgi membrane. The transcript is spliced from 7 exons. Gene Ontology annotation, biological process: protein secretion; vesicle-mediated transport. The coding region runs from base 77 to 694 and encodes 205 amino acids. NCBI's taxonomy places the organism in Eukaryota, Metazoa, Chordata, Mammalia, Afrosoricida, Tenrecidae. The record is from RefSeq and is a predicted model, not a curated record.